UCAGGUGCUUUGCUGGUCGUCAGACCUUGCGACUCCUACGGCUAGAUCGGAGCUGUGGCAUGCAGUAGGACUAGGCGAUGCCUGCAUGCAAUCGACGGCAUCACGCUCAAGGCAUCGACGGCAUCGACGGUAACGUCGUACAGUACGUUCAAGCGACAUCACUCCUAAAGAAGCAAGUUCAGGCUUUUGCUAAUCGAAUCCGGCAGUUCCCUGCCUUCGUCCGUUGACUAUCGUUCCCAGCCUGAUGAGUCGACGACUAGAACCUUUUCCGUAUUCUGCAUCAUCGCCUUAAACUCUUAGUUGCGUCGUCCCUAAUUUCGGUCAUGAGUCAUGACAUUCGACGGCCACCAAGUUUCGCCUCUCCCCGCCUCGCCCCGCGCGCCUUCCGCGGCGGGGACCAUCGACCCGCAGUGGACGGCCGAUUCGUUCGCGUGUCCGUUCUCCGUGUCGUCCGCCUCGUCGACCGACACCGCCUGUAGGCUGCCGCUUCCUGCCUGCGCGCUCAUGGACGCCACUCUCCUCAAAACGCUUCCUCUGCGGAGCUCCGAUUAUUUCACGGCAGUCUGCGCGGUUCCAAUCGCCACGCCCCUGCGCGCGUCAUCGCAUGCGCUCUCGAGUCUGCCGUCGCCUCGUACCGACGGUCCGCUCGCGCCCUUCACGAUCAGCGUCGUUCCGCAGACCGCCGCAUCGCCGUGCGCACACCACCCAGCGCAGCUUGCGGCGGACGCCGACGCGGUGCCGCUGUGGCGCGGGCCGCUGCACGUGCUGGACGUCAGCACGCACGCCGCGCGAACAGCGGGGGAGAGCUACGAGGUGCGCCCGCUGUUCGCGCUGCUCGUCUCGCCCGACGCUGCUGGCGGCGAGGCUGUGCCGCGCGGCAAGCAGGAGGGCGCAGAUCGCACAGUCGGACCGGCGGAGCGCGCGCUGAUAGUGGCGGCGGCGGCGGCGGACGAAGAAUGGGCGGCGGUGGCAGAGGCGUGGAAUGACGGCGAGGGCUGCGAGGGGAGCGAAGGGGCGGAGGGCGAGGGAGGGUGGGAGUGGGAUCGUGUCGUGGCGGACGUUAAGGAGCAAGCCGAGCAGCUGCUGGCCGACUACGGCCUCACAGGCGUCACUCUCACCAUCCCCGGCUCGCCUCGUCAUUGCCAGCAGCGCGCCGAGCAAAUAAUUUCCGCCGCUCACCGCCAAUGGUGCUUGCUCCCCUCCGCCCCCCUCCCGCCUCCCCCCAGCGCUCCCUUCUCUUUCCCCCCUCCCACCUCCCCCCUUCCACUCGCCAUCUCACCGCCUUCGCCGCUCACCCCUCCCCCUAACGGCGGCGGCGGGAGCAGCAAGGCUCGCGGGUGGGAGGGGUUUAAAAGCGGCCGCGCGACUGGGAGGAGCGGGAUGAGCGGGCGGGGCGCGAGGGCGCUGCUGCUAGCGGCGUGCUGCGCGGGGCUGGACGCGCGGCACAUCCGCACGCACAGCCUCUCCGCCGACCCGCUCGACUCCGCCGACCAGCCGUCGCCCCUCUCCGACCUCCCCUCCAACCUCCCCUCUCCCUACGGGCCCUCUGUGCCGCCCGCUGUGCAAGAAUCCGACAGUUUCCGCCGCCGGCCGAGGUGUUCCAUCGAGGUGCCCUCGUCGCCCGGGCCGGAUCCUGAACGCGCCGGUCCGGGUCUGAGGCUCGGACGGCUCUUGUCGCCCGCCUGCAGCAUGGGUGGGAGCUGGUUCGUUGUGCCGAGGCUGUCCUCGACUCCGGGUUGGCAAAUCGGAAGCGACAAGAGCGGCGAUAAGAGCGGCGAGAAGAACGGCGGGUGGGCGGGGCAGGAGUUGUGGGGGCGAAUGUCGGGGCGCGAAGAGGAAGGGCGCAAAGAAAGGAAGGGAUGGCUGGACGGGGGAGAGGAGGGAGGAAAGCAGAUGGAAGUGAAUAGCGGAUCCAGGACCAAGGGCGAGGCGCGUGAGGAGGAGAUGGACGAAGAGGAAGAGGAGGAGAAUGGAGAGGAGGAGGAGGAGGAGGAGGAGGAGGACGACGACGACGAGGAGGAGGAGGAGGAGGAGGAAGAGGAGGAAGGGGAAGGAGAGGAGGGCGGCCACGAGUUGACUCGCUCGCAGACGAUGCAGUCGCUGCAGCGGUCAGCCUCGCGCCGAGGGCACGCGGGCAAGGGGAAGGGCGCGGGGCAGCGGAAGGUGAAGGCGGCGGCGAGAGGCAAAGGGGAGGCCAAGACGAAGGCGGGCAGUAAAGAGUCGGCGCGGCUGGCAAUGGCGCGCAGCGCGAGCUUCCGCGUGUAUAUCGACACGGGGAAGGGUGCAGGGGGCAGCAAGGGCAGGCAGGGGGACGGAGGGGAGGGGCGGAGCCUCUCGCGGCAGAACAGCGCCGUUGGCAGAAGGCUGGAGCAAGAGGAGCGGGGCGUGCGGUACUACAGACAGGCCAGUCAGCGGGAGCGAGGGGGCGAGGCGCAAGGGCGGGGGCAGGAGAACGAGGGGCGGCGGGAACAAGAUGGCGGAGCGGAGGAGGAGGGGGAAGCCGGAUCUUUCAGGCGCGCGUAUAGUGCUCCGCGCGGCGAGCGGUCGCUGGAGCGCAGCAAGAGUAUGAAGCGCGCGCAAGAGCGGGAAGAAGCAGACGCUGUGAGGGGGAGAUGCGGGGAGAACGCGGGGGGAGCAGCGCAGGGAGAGGAAGCGAGGGGAGGAGGGAGGGUGAGGGACUGCAAGCGGGGCACAGAGCGCGGCGGCGACAGCAGCGGGCAGGCGGAGCCAGGCGAGCUGCAGCGCGCGCUCACCCUCCCCAACCGACCCGCUGCCGCGCGCGCAGGCCGCAGCAGCAGUCGCAGGGAGCGCGAGGGGGAGGGGGAGGGGGAGGGCGAGGCUGUUGGGGAAGGGAGGGAAGAGGAAGCGAGGGAAGGGCGAAGGGAGGCGGAGAGGGCGGAGCGGCUGCGGCAGCAGCUGCAGCAGCAGAAGCAGCGGCUGCAGCGGCAGUGCAGCAGGCGGCACCAGGUGGCGCGCAGCGGCACGGACGAGCAGGCGGCGGGUUUGGCUCGGCGGGGCCGGGAGCUGCUGAGGCUGGCGUCGCUGCCGCGGCAGCAGCAGCAGCAGCAGCAGCAGGGCGCGCAGGCAGGGACGCAAGCGGGAGGGGGAAGGCGGGAGACGAAGCAGGCCGGGGCGGCUGCGACGCCUCGGCUGCGGCGCAUGGGGCGCGACGGCAGCUUCCGCGUGCACCUCGACCUCAGCCCGCGCGGGCCUGCUAGCGCCGCUGCAACUGCUAGUGCGUCAAGAGAGGCUUCCGAGCAGCAGGUGAGGCGCGCGGUGACGCACACGGGGGCGUCGGAGCAGAGGCGCACGGGCGAGAGUGGCGCCGUGGGGGCGGACGGCACGCAGCUGGGGCGCACUGCCAGCAUGCAGGGUGGGGGGAGACCGGCGGAGGGGGCGAGCAGGCAGGCGCAGAUGCGGCGUGCUGUGACGCACACCGGGGCGUCGGAGGAAAGAGGGGCGGCGGGGCAGAGCGGUGUUGCAGCAGACAGGAGGCAGGUAGACCGCAGUGGCGGCAUGGCGGGCGGCGAGGCGAGGCGGGCAGGCGAGAGCGGCAGCACGGCGGGAGACGUGAGGGGGGUUGAUGGCAGUGCGAGCAUGCAAGGGGCGGCGAAGCAGGCGGAGGGGAUGGAGUGCAGCGCGAGCACGCAGCGGCAGGAGGAGAGGGCUGGCGGAGAAGGCAUGGCGGCGGCAGAGCAGGAGGCCACGGGGGGGGUGGGCAGGGAGAGGGAGAGACUGGCAGCUGCUGCUGCUACUGACAGGCGUCGUGUACUCGUUAUUGACAUCCCCGAUAAGGGCGACCUCUACCCCGCCCCGCUCACUGCUCCUGCUCGCAGCCUCGAGUCCUCCCCCACCGCCACAGCGCCCUCCACCACGAGAGCGCCCUCCGCGCGCCUGUUCCCCGCAGCACCCCCUGCAGGGCCCCCGGGUCCCUCCCCCUCGUCUGCACGCGCUCCUCUCCCCGCGCCCUCUGCCCCUCCCGCCGUGGCUGCUGGCAGGGGCUUCAGUGGCAGCAACAGGCAGAGGUGGGCGGAAGGCGGGGGGGAGAGAAGGGGAGGCCAGACAGCAUCAGCAGGGACCACACCCACGUCAGCUAUGUUAGCACCCACGUCAGUUGUGUUCACACCCACGUCAGCUGCAGCCACUCCCACGCCAAAGCCCAGCAGCAAGCCCUCUCCGCGCUUCCCCACGUCCCAUGCGCCAGCAGGCCUCGCCCCUGACCUUCCUCCCUCGCUGCACCCAACCCAUGCUGCACCGCACCUCGCCUCCCCCUCUGCUGCGCCAGCACACCUCUUCCCCCCAAGCGCCACUGCCCCCAGCGGCCCCCCUGCUGCUGCCCCGCGCAUCCAGCCGGCGCGGUCGCUGCCGCCCAUCCGCGAGGGCAUGGUGCUGCCCGGGCUGCUGCAGGGCGCGCAGCAGCACACGCGCCGGGGGGAGCGCUUGCCGCUGUCCGCCACGGCCAGGAUCGGGGAUGGGGGGGCGGGCCCAGGGGGCAUGUGGGGAGGUGCGGGUGGGAGGAAGGAGGUAGAGGCAGAGGUGUACUUGCUGGGUGAGCCGCCGCAGCAGUGGCAGUGGCAGCAGCAGCAGCAGCAGCAGCAGCAGCAGCAGCAGCAGGGGUGGAUGCAAGAGGGAGGUGAUGCAAUGGUGGUGGAGGAGCAUGAGUGGCAGCAGAGGCAGCUGCGGGCUGCUCAGAUGCAGCAGCACUGGCACCAACAACAGCACCCGCACCAGUUUUACCAGCCGAGCCAGCAAGCGGGCUUUGUCUCUCAGCACAGGCAGCAGCAGCAGCAGCCGCCGCCACCUUGGCAGAGGGUGGUUGGAAGGCAGGAGUGGAGGGAGGGGCAGUCACAGCCAUCGCCUGCUCACUCUCAGUCGUUCAACCGCCAGCCGCAGCUGCAGGCGCAGCAGGGUGAGUGGUUCCAGAACCCAGCAGGGGGGGCAGUGCGUGCAGCCAAGGAGAAGAGGGUGUCGUUCCGGCAGGGCUGUGAGCCCUCCCUGCAGGUGCCCCGUGUGAGCCCCACCAUGCAGCAGCCUCCGCCUCAAUUCGCCACCAACUUCAAGUCGCCCACCCACCACCGACACGGGGCUGAACAACCCAUGCUGGGCUCCCAAGUGCCCUCGCCCCAUGCACCCCCGCCCUAUGUGCAGCAGCAGCACACUCUGCCAGCGACCAGCCCACGGGGGGAGGACCCGUCGCUGAGCCGGCUGCUGUCAUGGGACUCCCGGUCCAACUCCUUCUCCGCCGCUGUCAGGGGCUGACCUCCCGCGCAUUUGCUCCUUGCUCCGCACUGCACUAGUGAAGCACGUGCUGUGUUGUGCCAUGUGCUUACAAAAGUACUCAUGAUUUGUCAGAGUUUCAUUAUGGGCCAGCUGAUACGGUGUUUAAUGCAUAUAGAUGGUUAUGUAUAUCAUUAGGGCGUAUCAUUUAGGUUCGUUUUGCUGAAAUUCCUAAACCGUUAUUUAUAUAUCCAUCCCUUCAUAACGAGUCAUCUUUACUGUAUAGAGUCACCUCUUAGAGGAUACAAAACUUAGAUAUAUUUGUGUGUACUCUCACUUUACGAUUAUUCAAUUAUUCUGAUAUG
Molecule: messenger RNA, 5582 nt
Organism: Closterium sp. NIES-67
Lineage: Eukaryota; Viridiplantae; Streptophyta; Zygnematophyceae; Desmidiales; Closteriaceae
Source: the annotation of a GenBank genome assembly